This is a messenger RNA of Rubroshorea leprosula, 969 nucleotides long. The record is from the annotation of a GenBank genome assembly. Lineage: Eukaryota; Viridiplantae; Streptophyta; Magnoliopsida; Malvales; Dipterocarpaceae.
AUUUCGAUUCACUCAUGGGAAGCAGUGAGUGCGUUGAAGAAGACAUGGAUUACGAUUAUCUGCUCAACUACAUUAUCAUCGGAGACUACGGUAGCUGCUUCCUGUGGAAGCUGAAUCAUACAUAUUAUCUAUAAUUUAGGUUUUUUCUUUUUUUUUUUUUUUGGCGGGUAAUUUUUUUGAUCGGGGUUGAACUUGAGUUGAGCAGGCGUAGGGAAAUCGUCGUUCCUUUGGCGAUUAAAGGGAAAAAGAGUUUGGAGGAGACGCGUGCCCGAUCUCCGGUUGGAUUGCAGUUACUUUCAUCUUCACUAUCUCGACGUUGAGGGCAGACCCUUCAAGUUCCGCAUUGGGAAUUUUGAGAGAGACAUUUAACCGCAUACCAAGCUUGGUGGAGGAGGCUCGGCAAUUUUCAAAGCCCGACAUUACAAUCAUGCUCGUGGGAAACAAGUGUGACCUUGAGAACGAGAGGGCUGUCAGCAAGGAAGACGGUGAACAAUUUGCAGAGGCAAAAUGGUCUGGUCUCUUAUUUGUGGAGGUGUCUGUUGCAACAACUCGAAUGUUGAGGAGGUGGGUAACCAACCACCCCCCCUCCCACCCCGCACACAACACACACAAAUCUUGAUUUGGGAAUGGUAUUUUAUUAGUUCAUAUUAAUUAUGACUCAAUAGUAUUCUUAAAGGCCUUCAUGAGGACUGCUGCAAUCGUCCUUCAGAAUCUUCAUGCCAGUAUCAUUGAUGCACAAAAUUUGUUGUUGUCACACUUAACCAAGUAUGGACAUUAUUUGUUUGAAAUGAUUGCAGUAAUCUAGCAUCAUCAAGGCAGGAGGGGAAAUUAUUUGCAACUCAAUGUUAAAGAGUACAUCUUCAAGUUUACUAUGGAGAGAAUAUUGAGAAGAGAGAUGUGUAAAGAAAAGUGAGGAUGAUAUGAUAUUUGGAAUGAGGUGGAUGGAAGAAGCUUCCCCUUUUUUUUUUU